Molecule: messenger RNA, 1403 nt
Organism: Acomys russatus (golden spiny mouse)
Lineage: Eukaryota; Metazoa; Chordata; Mammalia; Rodentia; Muridae
Gene: Acbd6
Product: acyl-CoA binding domain containing 6
Exons: 8
Coding region: 330-1169 (279 amino acids)
Molecular function (GO): protein binding; fatty-acyl-CoA binding
Source: RefSeq, a predicted model, not a curated record
AGCUCCGGUCCCGGUGGCCAGGCGCGCGCCGCCGACCUCCCCCGCACCUCCCAGCUCAGCGGCCUCCAGACCCCCGCGCCGUUGGAGCGACCCAGGCGCUCGGACCGACCGAGGGCAGCCGGAGGAGGCGGGCGCUGGGGAGAGCCGCGGGGCUUAACCGAGGCGGUCCUGCGCGCCCGAGUAGGCGGAGUGACAGAGUCACCUGAGAAAGCCAGACAGCUACCUAGCUGCGUCCACUCCCGCCGGAGCUCCGCAGCCAGACUAGUGGUGGUCCAGGCCCGGGAGCCCGCGUCACACCGGUGAGGACAGGCCACAUCCAGCGGCUGGACAUGGCCACACCGUUCCUACCCGCAGGGGCCACCACGGGCGACAGUGGUGGGGAACUAAGCUCCGGGGACAACUCCGGUGAGAUGGAAUUCCCCCAGACCGAGGCGUCCCGGAGCCUGGCCCAGCAGUUUGAGAAGGCUGCUGCCCACGUCCAAGGCCUGAUUCAGGUGGCCAGCAGGGAGCAGCUCCUGUACCUGUAUGCCAGGUACAAGCAGGUCAAAGUUGGAAAUUGCAAUAUUCCUAAACCAAACUUCUUUGAUUUUGAAGGAAAGCAAAAAUGGGAAGCAUGGAAAGCCCUUGGUGACUCGAGCCCCAGCCAAGCAAUGCAGGAAUAUAUCGCAGCAGUUAAAAAGCUGGAUCCAGGAUGGAAUCCUCAGGUAUCAGAGAAGAAAGGAAAAGAAGCCAAAAGUGGUUUUGGUGGGCCAGUCGUUAGUUCUCUGUAUCAUGAAGAAACAAUCAGGGAAGAAGACAAAAAUAUAUUUGAUUACUGCAGAGAAAACAACAUUGACCAUGUCACCAAAGCCAUCAAAUCGAAAACUGUGGACGUGAACAUGAAGGACGAAGAGGGCAGAGCUCUGCUCCACUGGGCAUGUGACCGAGGACACAAGGAACUAGUGACAGUCUUGCUACAGUAUGAAGCUGACAUUAAUUGUCAGGACAAUGAAGGUCAGACAGCUCUUCACUAUGCUGCUGCCUGUGAGUUUUUGGACAUUGUGGAGCUGCUGCUCCAGUCUGGCGCUGACCCCACUCUCCGAGACCAAGACGGCUGUCUGCCAGAGGAGGUGACGGGCUGCAAAGCGGUUUCCCUGGUACUGCAGCGGCACAGCGCAAGCAAGGCUUGAUCCAAAGACUGGAAAGGCACAUUCUGGCAGAAUAGGACUUCAGGGAUGAAAGGAACUGCAAAAUAAUACUUCUUUUACCACCCAUCUUUGGUAUGCAUUGGCUAAUAAAAUCAGUUCUGAGGGACUGGGAUACUGACGUCUCAGCAAUUCAUUCUCCAUGCAUACAUGCUGGGGGUACAGUCCUGGGGGUGAACGCGUGUACUGUGCAUAAUAUAAUCCAAUUCUGCCGAGCAU